Molecule: messenger RNA, 1102 nt
Organism: Temnothorax curvispinosus
Lineage: Eukaryota; Metazoa; Arthropoda; Insecta; Hymenoptera; Formicidae
Exons: 7
Coding region: 213-758 (181 amino acids)
Source: RefSeq, a predicted model, not a curated record
CGAAUUUACCGUCACUUCCUGAAGUGCCAAUUGCUGUUGCCUCAGCCGCCACAUAUAGUAAAACUGAUGUAACGGACAACUCUUCUUCAGUUACAUCAGCUGGCACGCAUAGUAAAACUCAUGUAUCGAACAACUCUUCAAUUGCAUCAGCUGGCACGCAUAGUAAAGCUUGUGCAUCAGAUAACUUUUCUUCUUCAAUUGCCUCAACUAGCAUGCAUGGUAAAACCAAGUGUUUUUCAGUUAUGGAUAAAAAAUCAUUAUCCUCUAGAAAUAAAAACCUAGAUACUGCUCUAUUGUCUUCUAAUAAUAACGAAAUUAAUCGUGAAUUUAAUCAAAUUUUGAAAAAAGUGGAUGAUUUGAAGACAUCUAUGAACGCUAACCUGAACGGUCUCACUUCUUUAAUUCGAGAAGUCAUUGAAAGGCUAGAUAAGUUGGAAAAAAAUAGUGAAUCUUUAAAAGUUCAAUCUGUUUUGGAUGAAUGCAAUACACUUGAAGUUUUUCCUAUAGAAACUGCAGCUAGCCUUAAAGAAGUGGAAAGCAUGAUUGAGAAUAAUUCUGCAUUCAAAAAAAAUUUGAUAACAAGUCUGACGCAAGUUACCAGUGCAGAUAUUAAAAAAACAAUCCGCAAUAUUUUACAUUAUCUUAUAACUGAUGAAAUGGCUCAAAAGUACAGCUGGUUAGGACAAAGACAUAAGGCUGCAUUUCAAAAUUUGCAGAUAUCGAAAAUUUUGACACUUGUUGUUCAAAUGCGACAUUAAGAUAUUACGUGUGAGCAAAUUUCUUCUGUUGCUGCAGAAUGGUUAAAACAUGCAAAACAAAGAGCACAAAGAAAAUCUGAGAAAGAUAAAAAAUGUCGAAAGGAGGAAACGCCCCCAUUAAGUUCAAACUCAUCGUCAGAUGAUUCAGAAAGUGAUGAACUGAAUGAUGAACGUUCAUCAAAUGAUGAACACUAAACAUUAUAAUUACCAAAAGAUAAGAACUAUUUUAAAGGUUUCAUAAAUAGUACAAAGAUUAGUUUUAUUUACUUUUUAUAUGUGCAAUACGUGCAUAAUGUGCAUUAUAUAUGUGUACAGAAUAUAUUUUUAUUUUCACACUUACAUUU